AUGAAAGAAAAUUUUUGGGAUAGAUUGGUUGUUAAGACUGGUAGAUUCGUAGAGACAGGAAAGAAAAUAUUUUACUAUGGUUGGGUCCCAUUCAUGUUGUUCCAUGCUUACAAAUCUAUGAGACAACCAAGUGUAAUUGCAUUAUUAGCUGGUGGUGCAAAAUAA
Heterostelium album PN500 is the source of this 165-nucleotide messenger RNA. RefSeq lists its product as uncharacterized. Bases 1 to 165 code for a protein of 54 amino acids. The transcript has a single exon. Lineage: Eukaryota; Evosea; Eumycetozoa; Acytosteliales; Acytosteliaceae. The record is from RefSeq and is a predicted model, not a curated record.